UUGUCGGCGGUUACAAUGAAGCUAUCGUUGCUAUUAAUCCCCUUGUUAGUUGUAGCAUGUAGUCUCCUCUCCACAGGAGAUGCUUAUGCGGGCCCAAAAGGUGGAGGUGUAGGUUUAGGAGGCGGAGCUGGAAAGGGUAGCGGUGCCGGACAGGGUGCCGGUGCUGGCGGACCUGGUAAAGGAGCUGGCGCUGGACAGGGUGCCGGUGCUGGAGGACCUGGCAAAGGAGCUGGUGCUGGACAAGGUUCAGGAGCAGGUGCUGGACAAGGUUCAGGAGCAGGUGCUGGACAAGGUUCAGGAGCAGGUGCUGGACAAGGUUCAGGAGCAGGUGCUGGACGAGGUUCAGGAGCAGGUGCUGGACGAGGUUCAGGAGCAGGUAAUGCGUCCAACUCUCCCAACGCUGCACCUAAUGGUCCCAAUGGACCUCAAGGUUCCAAUGGGCGUCAAGCUCCUAGUGCACCUCAACAACCUGGGAACACAGGAUCGCAAGGUUAUAAUAAUGAUGACUAUUACCAAGACUCUGGCAAUGCUGCGGACGCCAGCAGUUACAGUUACGACUAUGGUCAGCAAGGUGAUUACAAUUAUGACGGUGAUUAUGAUAGCUCCAGUUCUUCACAAGACUACCAAACCUCAAAUGGAUAUUGCAGUGUGGAUGAAAUUGUCGUCUGCAUGCCUAGACAGUCGCCACCAGCAUACCAACAAAACAAUUACUAUGCCGGCGAUGGACAACAACAGUGGAACGAUUAUGACAACGGUAAUCAACAACAGUUUUCCAAUUAUGACAACAGUUAUCAACAACAGUGGAGCAGUUAUGACAACAACGGACAACAGCAACAGUGGACCAGUUAUGAUAACGGUGGACUGCUGAAUUACAAUCAAGGGCUGAGUUCUGGCACUGGAUUAAAUAUAGGAGGACUUGUAAACGGAGGUCAAAUAAAUUCAUUUUUAAAUCAGCUAAGUGAAUCAACAAGUAAUAACAGAUAGAUGAAUGAUCUUGACAAAUGGACUAGUUCUAAAGUGACAGAGCUCAAAGACUUUAAAGAUAUUAUCUGCUAAAUAAUUGAUGUAAUACAUAUAUUCGUUAUGUUAAUUAAUCUCCGAAUAAUGAAUCUCCUAAGGAUAUACUUUUUGUAUGGAUCAAGGAAAUAAAA
Molecule: messenger RNA, 1151 nt
Organism: Uloborus diversus
Lineage: Eukaryota; Metazoa; Arthropoda; Arachnida; Araneae; Uloboridae
Exons: 24
Coding region: 16-984 (322 amino acids)
Source: RefSeq, a predicted model, not a curated record